Molecule: messenger RNA, 4858 nt
Organism: Pipistrellus kuhlii (Kuhl's pipistrelle)
Lineage: Eukaryota; Metazoa; Chordata; Mammalia; Chiroptera; Vespertilionidae
Gene: LGR4
Product: leucine rich repeat containing G protein-coupled receptor 4
Exons: 18
Coding region: 178-3069 (963 amino acids)
Biological process (GO): G protein-coupled receptor signaling pathway
Cellular component (GO): membrane
Molecular function (GO): protein binding; protein-hormone receptor activity; G protein-coupled receptor activity
Source: RefSeq, a predicted model, not a curated record
AGCCGCGGACUGCUGAAGGCAAGGCGCCCAGCCCGCGCCGCCACCGAGACCCCAAAGCCCGGCUCCCACCCGCAGGCCGACCGGCCGGCAGCCCGGGGUCGCCGGGGCCGUCGGAGGGCAGCGGAGAGCGCGCCGAGCGAGCAGAGGCCGGCGGGAGGCGAGGCGAUCGCCGCAGCAAUGCCGGGCCCGCUGCUCCGGCUGCUGUGCCUGCUCGCCCUGGGGCUGCGCGGCUCCGCCGAGCCCAGCGGCGCGGCGCCCGCCCCGGCCCUGUGCGCGGCGCCCUGCAGCUGCGACGGCGACCGGCGGGUGGACUGCUCCGGGAAGGGGCUCACGGCCGUGCCCGAGGGGCUCAGCGCCUUCACCCUAGCGCUGGAUAUCAGCAUGAACAACAUUACUCAAUUACCAGAAGAUGCUUUUAAGAACUUCCCUUUUCUGGAGGAGCUACGAUUGGCUGGCAACGACCUUUCUUUUAUCCACCCAAAGGCCUUGUCUGGGUUGAAAGAGCUCAAAGUUCUAACCCUCCAAAACAAUCAGUUGAAAACAGUGCCCAGUGAAGCCAUCCGAGGACUGAGUGCUUUGCAGUCUUUGCGUCUGGAUGCCAACCACAUCACCUCAGUCCCCGAGAACAGCUUCGAGGGGCUCGCUCAGCUCCGCCACCUGUGGCUGGAUGACAACAGUCUGACGGAGGUGCCCGUGCACCCCCUCAGCAACCUGCCCACCCUGCAGGCGCUCACCUUGGCUCUCAACAAAAUCUCCAGCAUCCCCGACUUUGCGUUCACCAACCUGUCCAGCCUGGUGGUCCUGCACCUUCAUAACAAUAAAAUUAAAAGCCUGGGUCGACACUGUUUUGAUGGACUAGAAAACCUGGAGACCUUGGACUUGAAUUAUAACAACUUGGGGGAAUUUCCCCAGGCUAUUAAAGCCCUUCCUAGCCUAAAAGAACUGUUAUUUCAUAGUAAUUCUAUAUCUGUUAUCCCUGACGGAGCAUUUGAUGGUAAUCCACUCUUAAGAACUAUACAUUUGUAUGAUAAUCCUCUAUCUUUUGUGGGGAACUCGGCAUUUCACAAUUUAUCUGAUCUGCAUUCCUUAGUCAUUCGUGGUGCCAGCAUGGUGCAGCAGUUCCCCAAUCUGACUGGGACCGUCCACCUGGAGAGUCUGACCUUGACAGGCACGAAGAUAAGCAGUAUAUCCAGUAAUCUGUGCCAAGAACAAAAGAUGCUCAGGACUUUGGACUUGUCCUACAACAAUAUAAAAGACCUCCCAAGCUUUAAUGGUUGCCAUGCUCUGGAAGAAAUUUCUUUGCAACGUAAUCAGAUCCGCCAAAUCAGAGAAGGCACUUUUCAAGGCCUCAUAUCCCUAAGGAUACUAGAUCUGAGUAGAAACAUGAUCCAUGAAAUUCACGACAGAGCUUUUGCCAAGCUUGGGUCAAUAACUAACCUAGACGUAAGUUUCAAUGAAUUAACGUCAUUUCCUACGGAAGGCCUGAAUGGGCUAAAUCAACUGAAACUUGUGGGCAACUUCCAGCUGAAAGAAGCUUUGGCAGCAAAAGAUUUUGUUAAUCUCAGGUCGUUAUCUGUACCCUACGCUUAUCAGUGCUGUGCAUUUUGGGGUUGCGACUCUUACACCCAUUCAAACACGGAAGAUAAGAGCCUCCAAGAACACAGCGUGGCCAAGGAUAAAGGUCCCGCCGAUGCCGCAGGGGUCACUGUCAGUGCUGACAAUGAGGAGCACAGUCAGAUAAUUAUCCACUGCACACCUUCAACAGGUGCUUUUAAGCCCUGUGAAUAUUUACUGGGAAGCUGGAUGAUCCGUCUCACCGUGUGGUUCAUUUUCCUGGUGGCGUUGUUUUUCAACCUGCUGGUCAUUUUAACCACGUUUGCACCUUGCACCUCACUGCCUGCCUCCAAAUUGUUCAUAGGCCUGAUUUCCGUGUCCAACUUGCUCAUGGGAGCCUACACCGGCAUCCUGACGUUCCUGGACGCCGUGUCCUGGGGCCGGUUUGCCGAAUUCGGCAUCUGGUGGGAGAUGGGCAGCGGCUGCAAAAUAGCCGGCUUCCUCGCCGUGUUCUCCUCGGAGAGUGCCAUCUUCCUGUUGAUGCUCGCCGCCGUGGAGCGGAGCUUGUCUGCCAAGGAGAUCCUGAAGAGCAGGAAAGGCAAUCAUCUCAGACAGUUCCGGGUGGCCGCCCUGCUGGCUUUCGCGGGGGCCGGCGUGGCGGGCUGCUUCCCCCUCUUCUUCCCCGGCGGGGAGUACUCGGCCUCCCCGCUGUGCCUGCCCUUCCCCACGGGGGAAGCGCCCUCCCUGGGCUUCACCGUGACCCUGGUGCUGCUCAACUCGCUCGCCUUCCUGCUGAUGGCCGUCCUCUACACCAGGCUCUACUGCCAUCUGGAGAAGGAGGACCUGGCCGAGGGCUCGCACUCGGGCGCCAUCAAGCACGUGGCCUGGCUCAUCUUCACCAACUGCAUCUUCUUCUGCCCCGUGGCCUUCUUCUCCUUCGCGCCCCUCAUCACCGCCGCCACCGUCUCGGUCAGCCCCGAGAUCAUGAAGUCCGUCACGCUCAUCUUCUUCCCGCUGCCCGCCUGCCUGAACCCGGUCCUGUACGUCUUCUUCAACCCGCGGUUCCGGGAGGACUGGAAGCUGCUGCGGCGGCACCUGGCCAGGAAGGGCGGCGCGGUGGCCGUGUCCAUCGGCAGCGGCGGCAGCAGCCAGGCGGGCUGCAGCGGGGAGCAGGACUUCUACUACGACUGCAGCGGCGUGUACUCGCACCUGCAGGGCAACCUGGCCGUGUGCGACUGCUGCGAGGCCUUCCUCCUGACCAGGCCCGUGGCCUGCAAACACUUGAUCAAGUCGCACAGCUGCCCUGCGCUGGCGGUGGGCUCGUGCCCGAGGCCCGACGGCUACUGGUCGGACGGUGGCACGCAGUCGGCCCAUUCCGAUUAUGCGGACGAAGAAGAUUCCUUUGUCUCUGACAGCUCCGACCAGGUGCAGGCCUGCGGACGGGCCUGCUUCUACCAGAGCCGAGGCUUCCCUUUGGUGCGCUAUGCUUACAACCUGCCCAGAGUGAGAGACUGAGUCUCGGUGUGUUGGGGACUGUAUCCCACCCCCCUCCCCCGCAACCAGCCAAAAUCGCAGUGCUUAGAGAGUGGACGGACUCUACGUCUGAUCUUUCCUCUGGGAAGUGCUUCUGUGACCACUGCCUGGUGUCCCUUAGGAGGAGGAGGAGGAGGAGGUGGCAGACGUCUUUCAAAGAACAAGUGCCUCAACGAUCCCUUGGUGAAAAAAAAAAAUCCAGCAUCCGAGCGACGUGUGGUGUGUUUGGAACAACCCUGUCCCUUGGAAAGGUUUUCUGUAGAGCCUAGCAUUCUGAUGUGAGGUUUCUCUGAAGUUUGCCUAAGCGGCAAAGGGUUACCUGUUUCUGAAGUAAGCACAGGAUAAAGAACAGCUGUUAAUAUAUUUCUAAGAAUAUUUUUUAAAACGUGGUUUCACACAACUGAAGAAAAAGCCUUGCUAAUGUUACCCUAAUGUUUGAUCAUUAUUAAUCUCAGGACAACGGACUUCAGGGCCAAAAAGGGGAUCAUCUCCCAGGGGGGACUGCGAGGGUGAAUGUAGGCCUUAGGUUGUUGUGUUUUCUGUUUCCACCUUGGACAUAAUGGAUUCGUACAUUUUCUUGGAGUGAUUUGUAAAUCUUAAAACCGAAGAUGUUUUUAAAACAAUAUUAAUGACUAUUCGAUUUUAAAAGAAAGCAUGAGCAUUUGAUUUUAGUCGUUUUUACAUGGCUUUGGCGCGACCAGUCAUUAUUUCCCCGAGUGUUUUGUCAUCACACUACUAUGAAAAAUAAAGGGCUAAUUGCGGUGUGGGUUUAGUAGGUUUGGCUAAACUGCUAACUAACAUCGGAGUUUAAUAGUAUCUGAGGGAUCUGAUGGCUCUGUGUAAUGUUCCCAUUAAUGAACACUUCCUAGUAUCAUUGGCUUUACGGAUGUUUUCCAGUUUUGUUGGUAUGUUACCUACUUAUAUUUUGAAUUAUACAGAAAGAAAACUGUGGUAAGUAAUUGCAUUUAAUUGGAAGAAAUUGGGAGUCAUUAUGAUACAAAGCACUUACAUUUAUUUCUUAGCUGGAUUCUCCUAAACUUAUGCUGUUUCAUGGACGUUUCCAUAAUUUGCCCUUAGAGUAAUUUACAAAAAGCCUGUGAAACAAUAGUUCACAGUUUAGAUAUUGUGUUAUUGUGAAACAGGACACAUGUCAUUAAAGAAGAAGAAGAAGGGAUAAAAAUUAAUAAAGUUUAGGCCCAUGUCUUUAAAAAUUAAAAUUUUUAUUUGAUUAUCAUCUAUGGACUUUUGACAUGUCACAAUGUGGGGUCUUAAAGUUAUAAAUGAUCAAUAUGUUUUUUGAACAAUAUGCUAAAUCAUUAGCAAACCCACUGCCAUAUUAGUUUUUCAGGAUAUACUAAAAACAUUAAGCUAGAUUGCAGUUUAAUAAUUAAACUGUAUAUACUGUGCAUAUAAUGAAUUUUUAUCUUAUGUAAAUUAUUUUUAGAACACAAGUUGGGAAAUGUGGCUUCUGUUCAUUUUGUCUAAUUAAAGCUACCUCCUAAACUAUAGUGGCUGCCAGUAGCAGAAUGUUAAAUUGUGGUUUAUAUACUUUUUGCAUUGUAAAUAGUCUUGGUUGUACAUUGUCCAUGUAAUAAAAACAGAAUCUUUGUAUAUCAAAAUCAUGUAAUUUGUAUAAAAUGUGGGAGGGAUUUAUUUACAGUGUGUUGUAAUUUUGUAAGGCCAACUAUUCACAAGUUUUUAAAAUUGCUGUCAUGUUUGUAUAUUUACACAUUGAUAAAUAUUAAAUCAUAACUUGGUAAAAAAAAAAAAA